Messenger RNA from Spirometra erinaceieuropaei, 7955 nucleotides. The record is from the annotation of a GenBank genome assembly. NCBI's taxonomy places the organism in Eukaryota, Metazoa, Platyhelminthes, Cestoda, Diphyllobothriidea, Diphyllobothriidae.
AUGCUCGCACUGCCAACGUUCAUUCCGCGCUCGAACUGUUCUCGUAGGACACCUUCAGACUCGACGCGCCACCAUCCCGGAAAGGUCUACUUUUACUCCCUAUCUCGCAUCUGCUGCAAACCCCGCGCCCGUCGCUUCCCCGUCACCGCCGUUCACACUGUUGCUGCCCCGCCGCCAUCAUCCACCGACAUCACCCUACUUGCCUCGACCGCUGCGUCCACCGUAGCGACCAGCACCACCACCACAACGACUUUGCGCACUCUCAUCAACUUCGACAGUUCGACCAUCGAUUUCGAUGAUGUCCACCGUAUGCCCCACAGCAGGCGGGAGCAGGGACGGUGACUUGCGCAGGGGUUUAUAGUGCGGGUAGACUUGCGCUGCAUCUACCUACACUCUCUCUUCCUCCCCCGCCUGGGCCCGGUGUCAAGACCAAGUCAAGAAGACCGGAGACGGGGGAGGCCGCAGGUGGAUGGCUUGGACGGAUCCUCGCCUUGGCGCUCGACUCCGCACCCCAUGGUCCACACACAAAUGACCAGGAUUUUGACCACAAAACAAUGGGGUGGUGGCAGUGGUCCAGUUGUAUGACGAUUGCCGACAACAGGGUCUGCCAGCGCACUCCGCAAGUGUUGGCAUUUGUUAUUGCGCACAGAUAACGCCUGCCAGAGUACGAUGUGGCCCCCGUGUUGGUCCAGCGCACCUAACACGUGGCCCGUUCAGAGGGCAGACUCCCAUCAACUACAAACAUAACCGACAUCCCUAACUUCAGCCAUGAGGACUGUGUUCAUAACUGUCCUUGUGGCGAUCGCACACUCACCUCAUACAUCGGCCUGAUCAGUCACAUGCGAAUCCAUCGCACAGAGACUCGCGAACCAGUGCCUGGAGCACCAACCUACACUCGCCGCAUCCGCCUCAACUGCCACCACUGCACCCCACAUUCACCUAUCCCAUGGGCCUAUUCGGUCACAUGCGCAUUAACGACAGCGGGAUUCACUGCAGUUUCAACACACCUGGCGCAUACACCAUGCCUAGCCCAAAACACACCCCGUCGUCCAACGCGCCCACUAUCAGCAACUCCACGACCAACACUACUACUACUACUACUACUACUACUACUACUACUACUGCUACUACUACUACUACUACUACUACUACUACUACUACUACUACUACUACCACCGAAACCGACUCUGACACUCCCGAUGCAUCCUGCAUACACUGAGUUCGUACUUUCACCUCAUCCAUUGGCCUGGCCGGUCACUUACGAAUCCAUUGCACAGAGGUAGGUGAACCGGUGCUUGGAGCGCCCACAUAUAUCCGUCGCAUUCGCCUCAUAGGCCACAAGGGCACUCACGAAAACCUGCAGUGGACAACCGCCCGUCACACCACACCAUCACACCUUCUCCCACCAGCAUCACUACCUCACAAAAGCAUCACCCAUCACAAGCAUCCAGUUUCUACCUAUCACGCAGUGGGAAGUGUACUUCUCGGCUCCUGCUCCAUGAGACCUCUCUGAUGCAUGUGUGACACGAGUCUGAGACUAUCACAGUGCGCCACGCGCCAUGGCUUGGAAAGCUGCCGACUGAUGUCCCACCUCAAUCCACGCAGUAUGCCCACUUAUGUGUGUUUGUGGGGAAUCGCGGAUUGGUGGGCUGAGAGCCAGGCUGUCACAGUUCUCUUUUAAGUGGUCUGUAGCACUCUCACGCAUGUGAAGAGUGUGUGUGCUUUAUGAAUAUUGCCUCUCACUCGACGACUGUUUGGUUGUCCAGCCUUGAAGGGUGACGACCCAGGCAAAUGCAGGGCCACGUGUCACUCCUCUGACCCUAAAGGUCUGUAGGCGUCUGCUAUGCCAGGAUCAGCAACCCAUGGACCUCGCAGACUGGUAUGCACUGGCAUUUCCCUGACACAUCGUUCCCUGCUGGUAUAUGCCUUUGAGCUCCAGCUGGAUGUACAGAUAGUGAACAUGGCUGCCCUGUCAUCCUCGUCCUUCUGAACCGUUGUGUUGCUGUUGUUAGUUAAAAUUCUGGUCAAGUGUUUAUUUUGGACGAGGGGGUGUGGUGAUAGGCGUGGGUUCGGGUCCAGCAGUUCCAGCCACCUACGCCCCCUCAUCUCCGGUCUUCCUGACUAUGUCCUGACACUGGGCUUAGGUGGGUGGGGAGAGGGAGGGGAGAGUUCGGUAGAUGCUGCGCAAGUCCACUCUCGCCAUAAACUAAUUCACGAGCAAGUCACCGUGUCUGCUGCAUCUUGCUGUGGAGCACACGGAGGCCAUCGUCGGACGCGACGGUCGAACUGUUGGUUGGCACAGCGAAACCCCGCACCUAGUUGUACCACCACACCUUCUGGUCCACAGCUUACGCUGAUAAAGGUUUUAUACCGAAACAAAAGUAGGGGCAGCAGGGAUCCCAAGUGGCGUGGCGUAAGCAUGUAACUUGGCCUGCCAUCACACCCCAACGUUGACAUUUGUUAUGGGUGCGCAUUCUCAGUAACACCUGCCAGACUCCGAUCUAGCCCCUGGGUUGGUCCAGCCCAUCUACCGCGUGACUCGUUUGAGGCGCCAUACUGCGCACACUUCACAGGUGUUCUCCAUAUGAUAUCUGACCGAUAGGUCAACAUUGGCAACAGCAACAGCAGCAGAGCCAAACUUGUGCCGCCCAAUCUUCGUCGGCGUCGGGAUUGGUCGCAUACAACGUUCGCACAGUCCAAGGCGCACACCAUUCCGGUGGGCUUCACAGAGCAACUACCCACCAAACUGGGCAGUGGGGACCACGAACAAUGGACCACUUACCAGAUUGCAAAACAAACAAACGAAAGCUGAAGUGUAAAGUUCAUUAUUAUCGACCUUCACUAUGUGUUAGGGAAUGUGAUGAUGCGGGCUUUCUGGCUUUUUCUGUACAAGUCUACUUAACCGCAAAUUCUAGGGGUUCUAGCAGGAUAUUCUGACAUAUCACUUUCUAACUUUCAAAUGAAUCGUGUCCUUCAGCGAUUACUCUGAAAAAUCGUUUUGGACGUGUUUGAAAGACAAUGACAUUCGGGCAAGUUCUGGCUGGCUGACUGAAAAUCAGACGAAGAAAAAGUCUGUUGAAUGAUUAUCUACAAAAAGAAGGUAACGACAAGACAUAUAUCUGGUCUAUUCGCGGUUAUCAGCCAGUGGUAUUCCCACCGCAGCCCCGUAGACUCUAACCGUGGAGCAUCGAAGUAAGACUGAAAUCUUCAUUUCUGUUCUACAGUCACCUCAUUCACUGGACCAACUCUUUCCCAGUAUCUUUAUUUUAAAAUACUCAGCUAUAAAAGAUUCGCCUUAUUAUAGCAAAAGUAUGCAACUGAGCCAAAUAAAAACGAAGCGGAACAGGUGCAAAACAAAAAGGUCUGUAACCUCUUGAUACUGUCAGUUCGAAAUUCUUUUGACGGCGGUUGUUUUAUAGGAAAAUUUUAGGAGAUAGCUAUCAAAACCAUUUACCCAAAUAAUAUUACCGCACGCGACUACGGGGUCUGUUGAAAAUCCCUGUUAGCAUAGCUCAUUUCAAAGUAUGUGGCCGGAGGCCCGGCGACCCCAUGUUUACGGCGCAUUAUUAUAAAUUUAAAACGUGCAAGGGUCGACCUACCAACGCGACCGCUAACUCCCCCCAAUAAUUCCACCCCAUCUGGUUCAUUAACCCACGAAGGAAGUCGAAGCCAACGACAUACCUGACAUCCCGCUCGGCGGCCCCGAGGAAAGCACCGUAUCUUUGGAAGGGGUGGGGGUGCUGUAAAGCGCAGAUUGCCGACCGCGUGUUUGGUUUAGUAGUUGAUAUGUCUUUUUUGAUUACGGGUAAUUCCGUUCUUCGUUCCUCUUUUGAAGUAUCCGUGGCUUAGCGGUAACGUUCACCGAACACAGAAGGAGUCCUCACCAAAUCCACAAGGAAUUUGGAAGAAUCGAUCAAUAAAGAGGCUGCGACCUUCUCUAUGCCUCCGUUACUACUACGUUACAAUAUUAUAAUUACCUCCACUUUUGGCUUCCUUUCUAAGUAGACUCGUGUGACGAGAAAGUAGUCAUUGCAUCUUUGACAGGGACUGGCUGUCGGAGUGAAUGUUGCUAUGAUCAAAGUCAAUUCAGAUACUAGUGAGUGUAAAGGGAAAGCUGAAGGAGACAAGGAACCAUUUGCUUUGAAAGGGCCUUUCUCGGAAGCAGUAAGGAAGACAGGAAACACAGGCGUUACGCGUGCAUGGCGAAGAAGAGAGGGAGACUGAUUUUAGUAAGUCAUUCAUCAAAGUAUUUCAGAGAACAGUCGACUCACCGUAAUCGAUUAUACACACUUGAAUCUAUUGCAGUACACUGGUAUUCAUGACUUUGAAGGCUAACAACUCACGGGUUGAUUUGGCUUUCUUUGAAGUGGAGAUCUGACAGUAUCAUCUCCUUUUUGAUACGCAUAUAUAGUAUUUCUCACUUCUGCGGAGUGAGAGUUCGCAUAUGCCACUUGCUGGACAACCGCCGUAAGUUACAUAAGUCACAGCGUUCAAUCUCAUUCCUAGUCAGUUUGACUCGGAGUUGUCGUUGAUACGGAAUAGGGGGAAAGGGAAAAAGGAGGUCGAGCCAGCUGGCAUUCGACGCAUAUUUUUCUAACUUUAGAUGACUGCCUGCGUUUAUAGACAGUCGCGACGGACUAAUAGUUAUGACCUUGGUGGUUUCGAAUGAUGGUCGAUCUAAAGUAGCUCCUUCACAACGUGCCUUCAUGGUGAUCAUGUUAACUUGAUGUACAGUAGAUGACCUAACUCAUGAAAGGUCGAGAUCGGUAUUGGAAUUGGUGGCACUGUAUUUGGUGUGGUUAGUUGCGUUUUAAGAAUUGAUUGGAAUUCCGGAAAACCCUCUUCUAAAGGGAGACUCACGUUGGCCCUGUUUUAUUGAGGGCAAACAAGCCAAGAUUAGGUAAUUUUUGACGUUUCUGGAUAUCCACUUAAUUUUCUGUUCUAGUAAGUAUCACCUAUGGCGUUACACUAUAAAGGAACUUUCAUAUAAUCAAGAAGGUAUCAGAGAAAUCCACUCUGAAAACAGAAAAUUUGUUUUUUAGUUCAUGAAAAUCAGGUCAACACGGGUAUUCGAAAGCGAAUUCUUUUUAUGAAACAGAAAGCAAUUUGUUCGUUACAAAUUCUAUUUAGCAAAAUUGCGGCGUUUUAUGUCGUCGAACGCAGUAAUAAGCUUGUUCGUCAGUGUUUGUUUUAUCACACCCGAAACUAGGAGGCGUAAAAAGGCAUACAUAAAUUCGCGCGUCACGUGCUGCCACUUUGCCGUGCCACGCCAUGGGACAAGGGUAUCGAGACGAUUCCUGUCGGUAGUUGACUUCGAGCGGAUACGACCAUUGGCAGCCAAAGGACUGUCGAGUGAGUCGUUAACUAGUAUUUUCAAUAUAAGUCAGGUCACUCUCUGGAAAAUUAAUAAUAAAACAAUGCCCAGAGCUAAGCAAGCUGGAUUGAAACGGUUCACAAGUAGGCCAGACGACGAUUUCAUCCCUGGGACACUGAAAAGAUAUCAUUAUAUGCCCCUUUAGGAUAUUUACAGGGAGCAUUUGUCAAUGUUUUCUUUGCGCAUUAUUAGAAAAAAGAAUGAAGGAAUUCGGCCUCAAUCGGCGAAACGCCUUGCCAAAGCAAUUUUUAAGUAGACAACUUACUGGAGAACGUAUUUUGUUUGGUCAAAAUGCAUUAAUCACAGACUUUCAUUUUGGAAAAGCAUUUACUUUUGUGAUGAGGUCUUAUUUUUAGACAAGCCUCCGAAGUCGGCCCAUGUGGUAAUAUGUGAGAUGAACUUUUAACGAAAGCACACUCUGUCGACUCUAAAUCUAAGGAACUGUUGAAGCCUGAUGGUUUGUAUGGCCACCAUAUUCGGAAAGAGACUAUGCUGGUGUUCAACAGCAGAGACGAUAGAUAGCAAGUUGUUUAUCGAAAUCGGUUGGAAUGGCGCUCAUCGAAGUCGAACGGACACCGUCAUGUUGCAUAAUAAUGCCCCUGUUAACCGCUAAAUGGGGGCAUGAUUCCAAUUCAGUUUGAGACCAUAAUCUAAUAUUUCAGACCACAGCCAGCCUCUCCGCCUUCGGUCUACGAAACAUUUUUGUCCCCUUCAACAGACCAGACCUGAAUACUACCAAAAAUUAUUUGCAUUGAUCAAAAGGUAUUAGGACAAGGCAAGAAAACAUCUUUGAAUGCACUGAAAGCUGGAUUUGGUACUAAAUAAUCAUAUAAACCAAAUCACCAUAAACAACUUAGUAGUCUCCAUGCCCUCCCACCUUAAAACAAUUUGAUAAAUCAAAGGACAAUCGGCAAAGCACUAAUACGUUGUAUUUAUUGCUGCUUUUCAUCAUUUUGUCGUUGUAUGGCACUUUACUUCCCUGCUGAAUGUUAUACUAGGCCUUAACUAAUUGACACGUCAUAAAGUCGUCUUUUUAUUUGGGGGGUUUUCGUAAGAUAAGUUAUUUCUCAGCAAAUACAUAGUACUGUAUCGACUAAACUAUGUUUCGUUUUGAAGCUCGGACGUAUAUUUAACGCAGUAUAGAUUUCGUGGAUGCUGGGUGGGCGAUUCUUGCGCUACAGUGAUUUUAGUUCGCAGUCGUGGCUUUUGACGAUGCACGCUGAAGGUGAGAUAGAUGCUUCAAAGUCCGCUCCGCCUUAAGAUAACUAACUGCACCCUCUCCGCGAUGGUGCUGUUGCUCGUUACUUGCGACGGAUGAACUAUGGGUCGCGCUGGCUGGGAUGAACUGGGCCACUUACUAAAGUCCAAACAAUUGACCCCGCCGCUUAUUUUCGUUCAGGUCUGUCCGUACGGCGGCGGCCGCGGUUGGGACUUCAACUGGUGCGCCAGUCUAUCCCAGUCUUAGAAGAUAAAUAAUUGCAAGUGGUUUAUCAUUGAAACGGCUUCCACAGGAUGCUGUGCGAAAGGAACUUAUCAGCACUAUUUGUACUCCAGAGCGUGCAGUACUAAUAAUCACUUGUGUUAAAAACAAAAUGUAAACAACCCCCACGGUCUAAGUCAUAGACAUGUACAUCCUAAUAUGACCCAGUCACUAGGAAGAGAACAUAGGCAAGCAAAUUAAUUCGCAGAACACAUUUUGACCAGUCCUAUUCUCCAGUAAAAAUUCCUUAAUAAUUUAAUGGCAUUAGAGUCGCCUACUAACGAAGGCAAAGAAGAUUAGAACAACUCUUUUCGAAUUAUGCAGCGUCCUCCAUAGGUCAUACAUCAGUGCACAGAAGUAAAGACUUCAGGCCUAAAUUCAAGCUCAGUUGGUCGUUAAACCAGACGUUCUGGCACUUGAGUUGGGAACUCUGGCUCCGUCUCUUUAGACUCGAAGCUUUAAAAGUCAAGUGUGCGUGCCAUCUUCCAAGUUAACGUGGUGACAAAACUCAGAAUACAACCUUUUUAUAUUCAAUGAGCUGAUCAGAACGAAUUAGCAAAAGUCAACCCACAUUAACCCUAUUUCUGUACAGUGUGUUCUGUCGUUCAAACUCUUUUGUGCGCGGGAAGCAUCGGGGGGCACGAUAAACCUGACAGCUUGUAAAUUCUACAUGCGAGGAACAGUAGCCGCAAAUAGCAUGUGAUGUUCUUUUGCUUCAAAUCUUUUAUGCACUGAAAAAAUUAGAGGAAGCAUCAAACCUAACAGAUUGUAAAUUCUGCAAACGAUGAAUAGUAACUCAGAAGAAUAUUCUUCUGACUUUCUAGCGAAGUAACUUAAUUGAAGUUGUCUUGUCCUCUUCAGCUGCUUCAUGAUUACAGGUGGAAAUUGACUGUUGUAGUUAGUCACGUCCUCGGCAUCACCUCUCAGCUGAUAGUGUUUUGUAGUGCGGGUGCACAAUUUCCUGUUAACUCCUCCUCCUCCUCCUUCUCCCCCUCCCCCUCCCCCUCCUCCUCCUCCUCCUCCUCCUCCUCCUUCUCCUCCUCCUCCUCCCCCUUCUCCACCUCCUCCUCCUCCUCCUUAUCAUCAUCUUCAGCCUUCUAG